Molecule: messenger RNA, 774 nt
Organism: Microthlaspi erraticum
Lineage: Eukaryota; Viridiplantae; Streptophyta; Magnoliopsida; Brassicales; Brassicaceae
Source: the annotation of a GenBank genome assembly
AUGCUUUGUGGUUCGUUGCGAAAUCGAAUACGCACUUGGCUUCGCGACUAUGUUAGGCUCCAGUCUCUUGUGGUGAUCCUUAUUUACGCUCAGAUAGGGUGCGCGUUGAUUGGUUCACUAGGGGCAUUGUACAAUGGAGUCUUGCUGGUGAAUUUGGCGAUUGCGUUAUUUGCGCUAGUGGCGAUCGAGAACAAUAGCCAGAGUCUUGGCCGAGCCUAUGCGGUUCUUCUCUUCUGCGCCAUUCUUCUUGACAUCUCAUGGUUCAUACUCUUCUCCAAAGAGAUUUGGAACAUUUCAUCUGAGAUGUAUCAAGCGCUUUACAUUUUCUCUGUGAAACUCACUAUGGCUAUGGAGAUUGCUGGGUUCGUUGUGAGGCUGUCGUCGUCUCUGCUAUGGUUCCAGAUUUAUAGGCUGGGAGCUUCUGUUGUAGACACUUCUCUUCCCCGUUUAUCGGAUUCAUAUAUGCGAAAUAGUUUCUCAGAUCCUCCUGUUUUAGGUAGUGACUCUGAUUUGCGAAAUGGCUUGUUAGAGCCUUUUGCUAUGGCUAAGCAACGUUCGCGUUCUGAUGAAAUCCUGGGAGACUCUAUCGAGGAAUUAGCCUACCACAAUCCUCCAUUUGAAGAUUGUCAAAACAAUAUCACUUCACCCAAGGUGAUUAAACAUCAUUCAACUGGGAACAUUAACAAAGGAUCCCAAUCAUCUGCUGAAGAAGACUCUCGAAAUAAGUCUCCGCUAUCCAGAUCCUUGGAGUCCCUUGAUUCUAGUCUCCAUUGA